Messenger RNA from Peromyscus maniculatus bairdii (prairie deer mouse), 1455 nucleotides. Its product is annotated as anomalous homeobox protein-like. The record is from RefSeq and is a predicted model, not a curated record. Lineage: Eukaryota; Metazoa; Chordata; Mammalia; Rodentia; Cricetidae. Gene Ontology annotation, molecular function: DNA-binding transcription factor activity, RNA polymerase II-specific; RNA polymerase II cis-regulatory region sequence-specific DNA binding. Gene Ontology annotation, biological process: skeletal muscle fiber development; regulation of skeletal muscle cell proliferation; regulation of transcription by RNA polymerase II. Gene Ontology annotation, cellular component: transcription regulator complex; nucleus.
AUGGAGAACUUCCUGAGGCUGCUACGGGAGCAUGGGGAUGCUCCCCCUCCCCCACCAGAGCUGGUGACCCUCGCAGGCAAGCUGUGUCGGGACUUCCAACACAACCCUGUUCAGGUGCUCCAUCUGGUUAAAGCCAUUCUGGACAGCCAGCAUCGCUGGGACCUGCUAAACAAUGUAGAUGUGGCCCUGGUGUGUACUCAGGUCCUGAUCCAUCAAGAGCAGUGGCUUUUAGCCCUCCAAAUUCUACAGGGGUGUCGGGUGCCAGGAGGCAGCCAGGAGCUGGUACGACUCUGGAAUGACAUCCACUACCACCUGACCAUGAGGAGGCUGUGUGUCUCCAAGCUGAGCCCGGGACAGAAGUUUCGCUGUAGGAAGAGGAACCCACCACCCUCUACCCUCUGCCCUGAGGGCCCUAAGAACCGGAACUUCCUCCCAGAGGUUCGGUGUCAUCUGCAAGACUUUGCCACAGGUGUGGGUGCUUAUCCCAAGAAGGCCCAGUUGGAAAAACUGGCUUCGGAGACUGGCUUGACUUCUGAGCAGGUGUACAACUGGUUUGCCAAUUAUCGUCGACGUCAGAAGGCUCUUCUCCAGCACAUGCAAAGAGCCCAGGAGACCACAUCAGAAGUCUCCAGUGCAAAAGAGAGUGGUCCUGAGCCGGUGCAGCUCUCAAGAUACCUUCACGAGUCUGUGGCUGUGUCCCAGUGGUCAGCCAGAUCUGAAGGAAGUGGGACUCUACAGCCCUCCGAGACCCCUCAAGGAUCUCAGGGGCCACAGCCCCCAGUUGUGAGCUUUUCUGGAGACAACACCACCUCACAGGCACUGGCUAUCAGGUCACUAUAUGGAUGCGAGACGUACCAGGAGUGGCCAGGUCACCAUCCUGCCAGCCUCACAUCCAUGGACUUCGUCUCCGGCCUCUGCCCUCCGGCUACUGGCAGCAGCAUGCUUGAUUCCUCAAUGGCUUCCCAUGAUUCUUGGAUGAUGCCCUUUACACUUUCAUCCUCUGAGGAACAUUUCCUCUCGAUGGAGCAACUGGGCCUUACACACCAGCUGGACUCUGGGAUGGAUCCUGAACCUGUCCCAUUAGCCAUGGACAUUGCUGCCCUCACGGUUCCCAGCCAUACAGGAUCUACUGGCUUGUGUGGUAGUCACUCUCAGAGCUUAUGCCCAGAGGAGAGUCCAGGAGCAAGAAGUGGGCAGGCAGCUUCCACUGCAGGCUGUAAAAUUCAUCAUCCCCAUAGGUGCAAUGUCCUGGUGGCCAGGCCUCAUGGAAUGCUUUCUGGAGAGCCACGACACUCCUUGAGUUUUCUGAGGGCAGCAUGGGUCACAAGCCCAUGUGGAGAUCGGAUCAGCACAUGGAAUGAGCAAGUGUGGAUUGUGCACCUGUCCCACAUUGGUUUCAGAGACUCACCCCGAAUAAAAAUUGAUGCUCCAAGAAAUUCCCAAAGUGUUGGCUAG